AUGCCUCGAAAUUACCAAAGAAAAGCUCCCAAUAGAUAUGUAGUAACAGAUGAACAGCUAGAAGCUGGCAAAUUGUUAAUUGUUGAAGGUGCUACUAAACGCAAAGCUGCUUCACAAGUUGGUAAAGAGAAUACUUUGAGAAAAAGUCUCAAACUUGGAAAGAAAGCGGAGAGUAUGGGAAGAUAUUUUUCAACAUUUACAAAGGCUCAGGAAGAAGAAAUAUACCAAUACAUAAAAACAUCGUACUAG
This is a messenger RNA of Parnassius apollo (apollo), 249 nucleotides long. The record is from the annotation of a GenBank genome assembly. NCBI's taxonomy places the organism in Eukaryota, Metazoa, Arthropoda, Insecta, Lepidoptera, Papilionidae.